Chenopodium quinoa (quinoa) is the source of this 714-nucleotide messenger RNA. RefSeq lists its product as uncharacterized. Lineage: Eukaryota; Viridiplantae; Streptophyta; Magnoliopsida; Caryophyllales; Amaranthaceae. The transcript is spliced from 2 exons. The record is from RefSeq and is a predicted model, not a curated record. The coding region runs from base 121 to 552 and encodes 143 amino acids.
UUGCUUAUCUUCACAUAUAUAUAAAACCUCAUUCGUUCCUUGCCUAUGAGGCCUACUAUUAGAUAGUAGUAUACUGCAAACAUUACCACUAAGAGAGAAACCAGCUAGAGUAGAGAGACCAUGAAUCUACAAAAUCUAUUUUUGUUGCUCCUCAUCUUUUUCUCUCUAUUUGAGUUGAAUUCAUCUGCCACAAAAUCCAAUAAUCCUCCUAAUAUGAAAGACUUCCUACAACAUAAAGGUGAACAUAAGGCAGAUAAGAACAGCUUACAAAAUGAAGAGGAAGUAAAUAACACGGUUAGUGAUGAUGAAAAUAAAGCAAAUAAGUAUCAUUACUAUAUGAAGAAAGGCGCGGCAGGAGGACAUGGUGGUGGUGGUGGUUCGGGUGUUGGGAGGGGUGUUGGUGGAGGCGGUUCGAAUGCAAUUCAUCAUCCACCAAACUAUAAGAAAUCGAAUGGCGCUUCCUUAGAAGUACACCCUCUUACUUCCAUCAUUCUCACCAUUUCUUCAAUGUUCGUUGUACAUUGCUUGUGGUCUACUCCUUUCUUAAUCUAGUUGGUUACAUAUUUAUGUCUUAAGUGAUGUGAAUUGUGAAAUUAUAUAGGAUAAUAUAAUUGUUUUAAUAUUUUUGUUAAACAAACAAAAAAAAAAGCGGGAUUCUUUAAAGAAUUGGUUAUGGCCACUUAUGGGUCACCAACUAGGCCAAUUGCAUAGCAA